GCGGCCGCGCCCGCUGCGGGAAGCCCCGCCCACCCGUGGGCCGGGGGUGACCAUGGGCAGCAAGAUGGCGGCGGCCGCCCGUGCUGUGCAGGUGGUCAAGCCGCAUACUCCGCUCAUUAAGUUCCCGGACAGGAAAAGCGGUCCCAGGCCUAAAAUACAAGAAUCUCUACAAGCAAGUGUGCCAUCGCCCCAUGCUUCAAAAGCACAGGAGUCUGUCGGAGGCAGGGCACCAGCCUUUCAAAGUAUUUCACCUGUUAGUAGGGUACAAGGUACACCAGACACUUCAGAAUUAGCAAGAACCUUCCCUCAGAAAUACAGAAGGAAACUUAUGUCAGAUGAAGAGAUUGAAUAUAUUCAACGUGGAGGUCCGGAAUAAGCGCGGAAGACAAGUUUGUCCCCGCUGCUGGAGGACGAAGCGUUGUGUUCACCGCGAAGGCGUUUCCUUAGCGUUGCAAACGAUUGUAUACUGGUAGCUUUAACAAAACCCCUGUGCGAGGGGCGGGAGGGCAGGCAUGACACCCCUCGCACGUUUCAGUCGAUGGCUAACUAGAUGCCGGCACACCAUUAAAAUAUUUUUCUAAUUAGCCAUUC
Molecule: messenger RNA, 591 nt
Organism: Cygnus olor (mute swan)
Lineage: Eukaryota; Metazoa; Chordata; Aves; Anseriformes; Anatidae
Gene: KGD4
Product: mitochondrial ribosomal protein S36
Exons: 4
Coding region: 53-376 (107 amino acids)
Biological process (GO): 2-oxoglutarate metabolic process
Source: RefSeq, a predicted model, not a curated record